Molecule: messenger RNA, 849 nt
Organism: Adineta ricciae
Lineage: Eukaryota; Metazoa; Rotifera; Eurotatoria; Adinetida; Adinetidae
Source: the annotation of a GenBank genome assembly
AUGGGUCAGCAUUCAAGCAGCCAACGUUAUACUCUUCCUUACCAAACACACAUUUCACCAUCAAUCACCUAUGGCACUCAAGUCCAUGUCUAUGGCACUUCCACUGGUGAUCGAUUCGAAGUGAACUUAACCAACGCCAGAGGCGAUAUUGUGUUGCACAUCAAUCCUCGUGUCAGUGAUCGACAACUUGUACUCAAUGCUGCACCUGGUGGUGGUUGGGGAAAUGAAGAACGAAAAUCGUUGAAUAUCUCAUCUGGUCAAUCGUUCAACAUCAUCAUCAUGGUCACAGAACAAGCUUUCAAAAUUGCAGUGAACAAUCAACAUGUUGCUGAUUUCAAUCAUCGUAUGCCAUUCACUGCAGCUGACACUGUCUCCAUCAAAGGUGAUCUCAACUUAGCAGAUGUGCAAAUCUAUCCAGGCUUUAGUCAACAAGGUCAACCAUGGCGAUUUUCGAUGGAUACUCCGGUUCCCAUCAACAUGUUUCCUGGUCGUGUGUUGUACAUCAAUGGCCGAUCAAAUAACAAUGCAUCACGGUUCGAGUUCAAUUUAUUGACAAGUGCACAUCAAGGUGGUGAUGUUGCCUUUCAUUUCAAUCCUCGCUUUGAUCAACGUGAAGCUGUUCGCAACUCAUGUCAAGGUGGUGGUUGGGGUGCUGAAGAAAAACAAGGAGGAUUUCCAUUGCAGGCAGGUCAAGAGUUUGAGAUUCAAAUUAUUUGCUUUCCUGAGCAUUACCAGGUGAACUGUAAUGGUCAACCAUGGUUUACUUAUCGUCAUCGUGUACCUUAUCAAGCAGUACAAGCAUUGCAAGUGAAGGGUGAUGUCACAGUUUCAAAUGUUCGUGCACUGUAG